AUGCAUAAAGUUCACCCAAAAUCCUUUACCUCAAGAUCUCCUAUUCCUUCAGGAAAUAGAGUUCGUCAUAUUUCUCCUAAUAGUCACAAAAGUCCAUCUCCCACAAGAUCUCCAACACUUUCUCCAGUACAAAGAUAUACCAGUUCAACCCUUACAAAAGACUAUUCCUCAUAUGUUCCUGUUCGUCAGGUAAAGAGACCUGUCUCAAUUGAAAGAUCUCAAACCACUCAAUUAUCUAUGAGAGUUCUUACUGAAUCCAAUAAAGCUCUCACCCGAGCAGGAAGUAAGUUCAAAGAGCUUCAGGAAAAGCGUAUGAGCUUAGAAAAUGAAAGUAAAAAGCUUGAAGAAAAGAUAAAAGAAAUCAGGAAAAAGGUUGAAAUUGAGUCAAAAUCAAUUAAAAAGCUCAAUAAUAAAAAACCAAUCCCUCGCCCACAUUGCAGUUUAUUUGCUCAAAAAAUCAAAAAAAUCGUUAUGAAAAAAACAAAAUUUUUUCAUGCUUUUGGAUUUGAAAAAAUCAAAAAAACUUAUCAGUUUGAAAUCAACAAAGAAAGGUCUGCUCGUAAUCAAUAUAACAAAAAGUUAUUAAAAGUGAUUGCAAAUGAAUGGAAAAAAAUAACAGAAAAAACUAGAAGAUCGAUUAGAAAUAAGAUGGGGAUAGCAGAAAGACAUUACCAGCUGCAACUUGUGAUUACUGCUUAUAAUAAGUGGCAAGAAUAUGUUGAAAUGAGAAAGCUGAAUCCUGAUGACAAGUCAAGAAUUGACGAAAUGGGGAGUCUUCUCCAAUCUUUUUGCCAUGAUGCCUUACCUCUUGAGCAUAGUUUUAGAUUACCUGAAUCUCCAUUAUCACUGAUACCAAGCCCUAUGAGACAAGAUUCUUUAUAUUCGGCUCGGGCUGUAUCUUCUCCUGAAACUCAUGCAAGUAAGAUGGGCAUAACUCCUUUGAGCAUAAAUUUUUCUGAUGUAUUAGAUGCUUCAAACCAUAACAAUAUUUCCUAUUCUAAUUUUUCUCCUUUAUUUGGAUAUACAGUAUCUCAAGAUUUUAACGAUGUUUCUAAGCCAAGGUUAAAAGUAGCUAAAGAGACUGAUAAGGAAAAUUUAGGAAUAAUGGUAUGGUUUAUUUAGAUAGGCGCCUAAAGAUCUCACUGGUGAGCUAUUAGAGAUCGCUAAACUCCAUCAUGAAAGAAGCUUGCUUGUAAUAUUAAUUCAGUAUUAUUAUGGCAUGAAGCCAUUACACACAUUCAUGGAUUUAAGAUCUAACUCCCCCUCCGUGAGUGAACAAAAAAAUUUUGUUCACUCAUGGAGGGGGGGUUAAUUUUUUUUUUUAUAUAGAAAUUUUUUUUUUUCGAAAUUUAAAAAAAUCCUAAGUUGCAAAAAAUUGGAAAGCAAAUAUUAAUUUAAUUUAUAAAAUUUAUGUUUUAAAAGCAAUUUGUUUAAAAUUAAACAGAAUUAGCUCUAGAUUCAUUAUACUAAUUAUCACUUAUAUAUCAAAAUUUUUUUCCAAAAAAAAAUUGUUCUAUUUAAAAAAAAUUUUUGUUCACACUCACGGGGCGGGUUUUUGGGCAAAAAAUAGCGAUUUUUCUAAUGGUUUUGUUCACUCACGGAGGGGGAGUAAGAAAAGAGAUUCUAAAAAGAAAGCUAUUGAACACUAUAAUGGGAAUCUCAAACUUAAAGGAUUUUAUUUAAUUCUCACAUAUUAUGUGCAAUCGUUUGAAAGUCAAGAGCAGUAG
This is a messenger RNA of Blepharisma stoltei, 1727 nucleotides long. NCBI's taxonomy places the organism in Eukaryota, Ciliophora, Heterotrichea, Heterotrichida, Blepharismidae. The record is from the annotation of a GenBank genome assembly.